AUGCCUUACGCCAUAGAAUCUCCUGAAGAUGUUGCUUGCGGACAGGACUUCUACGAAUAUAUAGAGGAGCACAGGGCCAGUGUAGUUGAGGCCCUCCAAGCUAAAUAUGAGUCGAUUACUUCAUAUUUAAAAAAAAUUGAGGAACUUCUAGAGGGCAGGGCCACUGGCUCUAGUGAAGCCAUGGCAGCGUAUUAUCAUUACUGGGAGAGAAGAAUUUUUAAUGCAAUAGCAGCGAUGCUGAUAAGAGGUGCGCCUCAAACUUUCAAACAAGUACACGGACCAAUGAACAAACUUCUACGGCCGAGUGCUGUUUCAGCGCUUACGCGGGCGAUGCAGCUGCAAAUUAUAGUGCCUUGUUUUUCAAGUUUGGCCGAAAAUAUAUGUCUGUCACUUUUUGUCUCCUUGCAGCAACUAGUCGCUUUCGAGCGUUUUUUACUUUAUCAUCCCCAAUGUGCCGCUGGCCAGCAGUUCUUCGGGUGA
Molecule: messenger RNA, 480 nt
Organism: Eimeria necatrix
Lineage: Eukaryota; Apicomplexa; Conoidasida; Eucoccidiorida; Eimeriidae
Exons: 1
Coding region: 1-480 (159 amino acids)
Source: RefSeq, a predicted model, not a curated record